GCAUGGCGAUGUUUAGCGCUCAAACGCGGCCGUGACGGGUUGGGCGGGCCGAACGACUAUGGUCUAGAGGAAGGAAGCGACGAUGAUGGGGAGCGCUGGGGUGGAGAUCGAGUGCUGAAAGCCAUGCGCGAAGUAGGUGCGGUGGAUCUGCUAGUCGUGGUCAGCAGGUGGUACGGUGGCACCAAUCUGGGACCGGUGCGCUUCGAUCAUAUGAGGACGUGCGCGAGGGAGGCUUUGAAGGCACAUAUGGAUGAGGAGGCGCUUGGACCGUUGAGAGAGGAGUUGAGUGGAUUAGACGGGGAGAUUGCGCGCUUGCGAGGGCAGGGAGCUGCAACAGCUGCCUCGUAUGCGGACCUGGACGAUCUUGAUAAAGCGCAGCGCCUUGUGACGGCCAAGAAGAAGACGGUCGAGCUGUUGGCCAAGCGC
Jaminaea rosea is the source of this 426-nucleotide messenger RNA. RefSeq lists its product as hypothetical. The record is from RefSeq and is a predicted model, not a curated record. The annotation marks the transcript as partial. Lineage: Eukaryota; Fungi; Basidiomycota; Exobasidiomycetes; Microstromatales. Gene Ontology annotation, biological process: regulation of translational initiation. The transcript has a single exon. Gene Ontology annotation, cellular component: cytoplasm.